This is a messenger RNA of Adineta ricciae, 3957 nucleotides long. The record is from the annotation of a GenBank genome assembly. Lineage: Eukaryota; Metazoa; Rotifera; Eurotatoria; Adinetida; Adinetidae.
AUGCGUGAUGGUGGCUGGAUCGUUUCUCGUCGGUUAAGUUCAUUUUCUGACAAUUUCUUUGCCAUUGGAAUCGACUGGAACUAUAUCGAAAUCGACUCAGAUGUCAACAGAUGGAUGAAAGAAGUACUGAUGAAUUUUGUUCGUCGAAUCAAACAAACAAUAAAUGAAUUGAAUUUCUUUGAAUUAGAAAUAAUUCGUUUAGAAAAUUUUGAUCAACGCAAAGCAAUCAUAGCGACAAGGAUUUAUAUUAUACUUUUCUCAAUACUUUUAACAAUUCUGGUUAUUUAUUUGGCAUUUCAAGGCGAAACUCGUACUGUCACUCUUAGUAAUCCAUUACAAUCCGAUUUUACAACUCUUUUCAAAGAAUAUCCAAAUAGUUUAACAUGUCCAUGUCAACAAAUAACAAUUCCCUAUGAAAUAUUUCUCGAUAUCAUAAUUGAUUAUCAUCCAAUUUGUUCAAGUAUAUUUGUUAGUGUUGAUUGGAUAAAUCUCUUAUUUAAUUAUAAUAUCAGUUAUUUUUACCCUCUUGAUUUUCGUUCAUCAUCUUUGGGACAAUUUCAAAUACUUUCAUCAUUAUGUUCACUCUCCAAACAAUAUCUUGAUGAGCACAUUCACGAUUUACUUUCUGAUAGUUUUCUUUCACCGAUAGCUCUUUCGUCACAAUUACUCGAUCAUCAAAGUCAAUCACAAAGUUCAUUCAUUCGAGCAUCCUCAGCCAACGCUUUUCUGCAAUUGUUACAAUUAAUUCGUAGUGCAACUUCUGUUGACGUGUUACAGAACGCUGCACAAACUGCACGAAUUUCGCGAUCGUGGGUAAUCUAUGAUGGAUUAAUAACUACAACUGAGUAUAGCACCCAUUUUUCUGAUCGAAAUGGUACUAUUUGCGGUUGUGAUUUUGAAUCUACUUGCUCAUCAUCAUUUUCUGGCUUCUUUAAUUUAUCAGCUUAUGAGACGGUGCCUGUUGGAGACUAUACAUCUUCUCAAUCAUUGAUAACUGAAGUACCAGGAUUUGUUGUCGGAUGUUAUGCACUUGAAUCACUUUUGCAAUCAUCACUUGAAUGUUUGUACGAUUUACAAUGCAUAAAUAUUAUAUUAAAUUUCUUUCCACAUAUCAAUAUAAAUAAUAUAACUUAUCUAAAUAGAAAUGAAACAAAAUAUUCGAUUGAUACACUUGUUAAUGUAUUUGUCGAAAAUUUAUUUAUUGAAAAUUGGACAAUUAAUAGUUCAUUUGAAAAUUAUUAUAAUAUGUGUGCACCUCUUUUAUGCACAUAUACAUUUAUUCAGUAUAAUAACAUUUUAUAUAUUAUAACACAAAUCUUAGGACUUUAUGGUGGAUUAGUUCUUGUUCUUCGUUUUAUUAUACCUCAAAUACUUCUCAAGUUUAAUCAACGUGUUCGUCAUGAAUCAACAGAAAUUACUCAAAUUCGUUUGAUCGAUCAUCUAAAACAAUUCAAUUUAUUUAAGAAAUUCGAUGCAACACGUAAUGAUCCUUAUGAAUUACGAACAUCACGUAUAGCUACUCGUUUCUUUUCAAUUGUCUUUCUUGUAACAAUGUGUAUUCUGGUAAUUUAUGCCCUCGUAAGUGUUCGUACACAAUCAUUCACUAUUUUACAACCAUCACAGAGUACUUUUGAAAAUCUAUACAUGAAAUAUUCAAGUGAAGUGAAAUGUGCAUGUAAACAAUCGUUUAUUUCAUACGAAAGCUUUUUAUCUUUGUCACCCGAAUAUCAUCCAGUCUGUUCAAGUUUAUUUGUAUCUUCGGCUUGGUUAGCCUCACUUUCGCCUGCAAAUUGGCUCGAUACAUUUUUUAAUUUUGAGGAUUUUCGAGUAACAGGUAUAGUUAUUUUCCAAGCGAUUAAAAUCUUAUGUUCGUAUGCUGAAAUAAUAAUAAGAAAUUCUUGGCAAAAUUUCAAACAAUCUUUAUAUGUUACCGAAUUUGCAUUGUCGAAAAGUGAAAUGAUUGAACAGAUUCAAGGAAUAAUAAGUCAAUUUCAAUCAGGUACUAUUGCUGAUUUUAAACAAAAUCUGGAUACUAUUCGAUUACACACAAUAAAUACAUUGAGUACCAGUAUGCUAAAUGGAGGUCCGGGUUCUUAUAAAUUAUUGAAUACUACUGAUACUUAUAUUGAUUUUCAAUAUUUUUCAGCAGAUUGGGGCGAAUGUUCUUGUGCAUUGACUGAUGAUUGUAUUGUUCCAACGGUAUUUUAUGAAUAUCCUGACUCACUUUCUCCUUUUUCAGCUAUUUUCUUAUUCAAGGUUCCUGGUUUAUUCUCUGGUUGUUUUGCUAUCCGAUCAGCUUUUCACUCAUCACUUGAAUGUUUCUAUAAUGAAACUUGUCUAAGUGCAAUUGAAACAAUGAUUCGUUCUAAUCGAUCCAUUAGUGUUAUUAGUCUGAACCAAAGUCAAACUCGAUAUUCACCCAAUUCAUCUAUUGAAACAAUAUUUAAUGAAUUGAUGUUGGAAAAGUGGGGUGAGAAAAUUGAAUACAAUCGUUAUUAUGAAGUAUGUGCUCCUAUUUCUUGUACUUAUACAACUAUAAAACAUAAUGAUCUCACAUAUAUUGUCACAUUUUUACUGGGUUUAUUUGGUGGUGUUUCCAUAUCAUUGAAAAUUCUUGUUUUAUUUCUCGUUGAAUGGAUACGAAAUCGAUCUCGAUCAAAUUUGAAUCCAACAAAUUUGAACGAACAAAAUUUUCUUGAACGUUUCUCUCAAUUAAUAAAUAAAUUGAAGAUAAAAAUUCGAACACAUAAUAUAUUCGAAAGCGAAUUAUCAUGGUUGAAUGAACAACAUCGUCAACAAGAAAUCCAAACUACUCGUAUUUAUUUUCUUCUCUUAUUAUUUCAUGUUAUUAUUCUCAUUACUUUUACUUCAUUUUCUGUUUUAACAAAAUCUAUUACAAUUGAUUAUCCAACACAAUCAAUGUUCGAUAAUCUACGAUUAAAUUCUCGGAUUUCAUCAACAUUGGAAUGUUUUUGUCAACAAAUCGGUAUUUCCUACAAAUCAUUUAUUUCAAUUGAACCUCAUUUUCAUCAACUUUGUUCGAGUGAUUUUACUAAUAUAAAUUCAAAUUGGACACGUGUACUUUAUUCAUAUGGAAUUGAUGAUGAACAUUCCUAUGAUGAUUAUCGUUUAUUUGCUUUACCACAAUUUCGUACAUUAUCUUUAUUGUGUAGUGUCUCGAAAACAACAGUGACGAAUAAUUUAAUUCAAUUUCAUUCAAAAACAUUAAUUAAUAAACAAAUUCAAUCGUAUGAUGUUAUUCAAUCUCAAAGUGAAAGUGCAAUUAGACGAUUUCGUUCAUCAUUAUGCAAAACAUUUGUUUGGACGUUUGAUUUCAUUCGAGAAAUGAAUCAAGGAAAUGGAAUUGUUUCAUUGAUUUUCUCGAAUUGGUAUUUUCAAACAUUGAAAAAGGAAGACAAGGCUUAUUUAUGGACAAAACCACGUUCAUAUGAAGAUCAAAAUAAUUGUUCGUGUGGAAUAAGUUCAAUGUGUAGUUCAUCAGCAAAGAUAGAAAAUACAUCAAUACCUGGUCUUCGAAUCGGUUGUUCUAUCAUUGAUUCGUUUCUUCAAUCAACUUUGGAAUGUUUUUACAAUAUUAGUUGUAUCAAUUUAUUGAAAUCUUUUUAUUUCGUACAGGAUGUUUUGAUUUCACCAUUGAAUACGAAUCUUUCUUCUUCAAAUGAAACUGUUCAAGAUCUUAUUGAUCGUCUAUUGAUUGAUGAAUGGAAAUAUAAUAUCUCCUAUGAAAAUUAUUAUCGUACUUGUUCGCCUCGUUCAUGUCGAUAUACAAUUGAAGAACGUGUUGAUGCAUUGGAUAUUCUUACAAGACUUAUCGGCUUUUAUGGUGGAUUAACUAUUGCACUCAAAAUGAUUACACCUCUUCUUAUGAACAUUCUUCAACAUUUCUUUCAACGCUUUCAAAAUAGAAGUUCUACACAAAUUCAACCUGUUUUAUAG